CGGGGAAAAUCUCGGACCGCCAUUCUGUCAACAUGAGAACAAUCAAAUUGUCGUUUUACUUGUUAAAUGUAUAUGAUUAUCUAUAUACAUGUAGGAUAUACGCACGAUAACUAGACUAGGAUCUAAAGAGGUAAAAUAUAAUCAAUAUGAUGGAAGAUAGUAAUAUUGACUUAAACAAACACGUUGAGCCAAAAAGAUUGACCUUCCUUGGGUCCAGAGCUCUCUACUAUUUGCUAGUAGCUCAAACAGUUGCUUGGGUAGUUCUUGGUGUAACAAAACUUGUUAUAGGGUCAACGUACGUGCAUGACUGUGAUGUGCAGCCGUUAAUCCCAGUAUGGCUUAUUCUAGAUGCAUUUAUACCAUUAUUCUUCUGUGGAUUUUGGUCUCAUGUAAAGGAGGAUAGCAGCGACAGUUUAAAAAUGAAGGGAUAUAUAUCUAUUUGUAUUGGAUCAUUCCUUAGUGUUAUAUGGUGCAUAUGCGGCGGUAUAUGGAUAUAUCCAAACUGGGCUUCACAGGGACAAUGCAAUAACACACUGAGAUCGUUUGCGUUUGCCAUGAUAACUGUGAACUGGUCAACGAUGAGUAUGUGGACACAACUGGUAGUACGGUUGGCAUGUGCGAUGCGCGCGCAGAAACAGUACGUAAUGAUGUAAAAAACGACUAUCAUCAGAGGGGCCAUAAUUUGGAUGUAUCUUUCAUGAUCGUAUUUUGACUGAAAAUUGACUUCUUGUCAAACUUUUUAGGGCUCUACUUAAAGCCGGUGAUAGAGAGCGUGGACGGCAGUCAAUAUCUCACACUUCUGUUAAUGAAUAGCUCAAUUAAACCAAAUCUUCAUUUUUUUCAGUUUUGCCAUAUCUUUGAUUUUUGUUAUUUAGCUAAAAAAUAAAAUUGUAAAAAAGCUCGC
Ruditapes philippinarum (Manila clam) is the source of this 904-nucleotide messenger RNA. RefSeq lists its product as uncharacterized. The record is from RefSeq and is a predicted model, not a curated record. NCBI's taxonomy places the organism in Eukaryota, Metazoa, Mollusca, Bivalvia, Venerida, Veneridae. Bases 147 to 653 code for a protein of 168 amino acids. The transcript is spliced from 6 exons.